Paralichthys olivaceus (Japanese flounder) is the source of this 1128-nucleotide messenger RNA. Its product is annotated as endonuclease domain-containing 1 protein. NCBI's taxonomy places the organism in Eukaryota, Metazoa, Chordata, Actinopteri, Pleuronectiformes, Paralichthyidae. Gene Ontology annotation, molecular function: nucleic acid binding; metal ion binding; hydrolase activity. The record is from RefSeq and is a predicted model, not a curated record.
CAUCAUUCACCAUGAAUUCGAUCAGGAUGUUGGUUUUUGCUUUUCUCAUCACCUGCUUUUUACCUCUGAUGUCGUUGACAGUCGUUCAGGAUUUCAAUCAUGUAGAGAGGUGCAAGGACUCCCUGUACAUGGGGACGCCACCGCGGGGCUUCUUCGACAUAAGGCUAAAGAAGAUCUGCCAAAAAUACGCAGACUUACCUCGCUAUGUGACCCUGUAUGACCCUCAGAAGAGGAUUCCAGUUUACUCAGCGUAUACCUUCAAGAAGACAGAGGAGGAGAGACUGGUGGACUACCCUUGGAUGUAUGAGCCACAGCUGGCAGAAACCGAUGGCAUCGGGAACAUGAUGCCCUUCCCCACAGGCUACCUACACAUGAAGUUUGAGGACAGCCAGGCAGUCCUGGAAGACUACUCUGACGUGGUCCUCUACGAGAGAGCCCACCUGAACCCAGACCAGCACCAGUCCACCCCCCACGACCGCGCCGCCACCUACACCCUGACCAACGUGGUCCCAGAGAUCCGUGAGUUCAACAUUGGGCCUUGGCGUGAGUACGAGGAGCGGAUCCGGGUCCGCCUCAACAACUUCUGCCGCGGCACGGCCUACAUUGUGACCGGGGUGACCACCAAGGGCAACAUGAUCCGCCGAAACAACCAGGACCGCGUGGCCAUUCCCGAGGACGUGUGGUCGGCCUACUGCUGCACCGACUACGACCGGAACUCACCACACCACGUCCGCAUCCGCUUCCCGUCCCAUGCAGCCCUGGCCAAAAACGCCAAAGAGGGCAACAGUGUGCACGAGAUGACGGUGCAGGAGCUGGAGAUGUUUAUAAGAAGCAAUAUGGACGUUGAUCAGAACCUUCAGCUCUUUUAUGACAACUGCAUCUCUCCAUCACCACUUCCUCUUUACCUGCAGCACACCAUCUGAAAACCACUCCACUUAUACCUUCUGUCCAUGUCGGUUUCUAUUUGCGGCAAUUUCAAAAAAUGUUGCACCUCAGUUAUUCUAUUAGAAAGUUUCUAAAAAAGUGCUUGAUAACACUAAAGAAACUUCUCCUCAGCAAAGAACGUGUUCUUUUAUCAUAUCCCCACACAAAUUUCACAGAUCUGCUUUGUUGAGAAGAUAAUUAUUA